This is a messenger RNA of Syngnathoides biaculeatus (alligator pipefish), 2700 nucleotides long. RefSeq names its product deoxynucleoside kinase. Gene Ontology annotation, cellular component: mitochondrion; cytoplasm. The transcript is spliced from 8 exons. Lineage: Eukaryota; Metazoa; Chordata; Actinopteri; Syngnathiformes; Syngnathidae. The record is from RefSeq and is a predicted model, not a curated record. Gene Ontology annotation, biological process: nucleobase-containing compound metabolic process. Bases 91 to 909 code for a protein of 272 amino acids. Gene Ontology annotation, molecular function: deoxyguanosine kinase activity; ATP binding.
GACAAAGAAGAAUGCAACACUCGACUCUCGUAGGACAAGCGACAUUGUUGGAGUGACCUGAGUAAUUCCAACAGCAGACAAUAGAUAAACAUGGCAACUCCUCCAAAGCUUACACGUUCGUUUCCCGACAGGCCGUCGUCGCGCUCCGAAAGUGUCCCCCUACGACCCAAAAAGAUUUCAAUCGAAGGAAAUAUCGCGGCGGGCAAGUCCACGUUUGUGCGACUCCUGCAGGGGGCGUCGCCCGAGUGGGAGGUCAUCCCCGAGCCCGUCAGCAAAUGGUGCAACGUUCACGACGACGACAGCGGCGGCCGCAACAUUUAUCAGGAGUUGAGUUCGUCGCAGAAGAGCGGCGGAAAUCUGCUGCAGAUGCUUUACGACAAACCCGAGCGCUGGUCCUACACGUUCCAGAGUUACGUGUCACUCUGCAGACUUCGCACCCAGCGUCAGUCGCCAUCUCCGAAACUGCGGCAGGCUGAAAAUCCGGUCCAGCUGUACGAGCGCUCGGUCUACUCAGACAGAUAUGUUUUUAUGUCGGCGCUGCUGGAGGCCGGCAGCCUGAGCGAGGCCGAGUGGAGCAUCUACCGGGACUGGCACUACUGGCUGCUGGACGCCUUCCAGGCCGACAUCACCUUGGACGCGUUCAUCUACCUCAGGGCCGAGCCGCAGUUUUGUAUGCGGCGUCUGGUACGGCGCGGCCGCCACGAAGAGAGCGAACUGUCUCUGGAGUACCUAGAACAGCUUCACCAAAAACACGAGGACUGGCUGGUCCACAGGAAGCUCAGGCUGGACUUUGACUACCUGAAGGAACUUCCAAUCCUGGUUUUGGACGUCAAUGACGAUUUCAAGAACGAUCGCAUCAAGCAGGAAGCCAUCGUUGACCGGGUGCGAGAGUUUCUGUCCACGUUAUAGAAGAAAGAUACCCCCACCCACCACCCCUUCCCCAAAUGAAAGACCACUGGGGCUUGGCCCAUCUGCUUUUUUUUUUUUUUUUUUUUUUGGGGCGGGGGGGUGUUGUUGUUUGUCCUCCCCUGAACUGACCAGUUUCAUCAAGCCUGGAGGUCUUUUUUUUUUUUUCUUUUCCUCACAGACUCACGCGCAGAAAUCUUUUUGUUUUGUGAAUGAGCGAAAUUAAACGUUUGAGCGUCUCACAAGCGUUAGGAAUCAUUCCCCGGGCGAUUUCGCAAGCGCCCGAGCCGGCCGUCAAUGUUCAACCGAGCCAAAGGAAACAUUUUCCACAGAAAAGCGCCAGAAAAGCGCUGCGUUCAGCUGGUGACCUGUCAACCGCUCGCCCGGCGACUUGUUUGUUGCUCCGAGUCGCGCGGGGGGUGAAUUCCAAGCGAAGGUCGCCGCUCGCGUAGCGGGGAGCUGGUCCUGCUCGGCAAGCGGGCGAGGACUGGUGACCGGCCCGCUAUUUGUCUUUAUGUGCCCUGUGAUUAACUCGCGACUGGUCCAGUGUACCCGGCCUUUCCCCCAAACUUGGCUGCCAUUGGCUUUCCAUCUUUGGUGACGCAGAUGGACUGCGAAGUUGUCAUGAGUCUUGACGAAGUUCAGAUGAUCCAGCAGCUCGCUGUAGAGAACUAGUGCAGUAGUUGGGAACUGUUGCCACCCUGGGACUCGCGUGUUGCAAAGUCUUGACAAACUCUACUUACAAACGUCUCUAGUUAUGAAACGGUUCCCUGGAAAAAUAUUGUCUCAAGUUAUGGAGGGAAUUCAGGAUAUGAAAGGCAAAACUAGGCGCUUGGAAUUCGCCGCUCCCAAAUUCCACCGAACGUAAACAUUAUGUACAGUAUCCUCCUUUGUUUGGCUCAAUAGAGCCGCUCUCCCAUUGACUCUCGCCGUCGCAUGUUCCUGGCAUCCCAUUGGCUAGGAGGGACGUCAAUCUUUACCCUUCUACUUACGAAACAACUUCUGGAACGGAUUAAUUUCCUAAGUAGAGGCACCACAUCCAACUGUCCAUUUUCAUCCACUUAACUGGGUUCAGGUUCCGUGAGCCCGAUCUCUAAGGGAAAGCCUGGACUUUCUAUCCGCGAUGUCGUGGUUUUGGUCACAACCCACAUGGUUAGGGUCCCAAAGUAGAUUGACGUAAAACCAUCCAUGGUUGAGACUCAAACGCUCUUUUUUUUUUUUCACCAAGACAGGCUGAAACAGGUCCUGUAUCUCGUACUACCAGGGUACUCUGCACAGGUCAAACACCUUCUCCAAGUCCACAACAGACCAGUUGGGCGAAGUCCUCGUACAGACCCCACGGAGGGCGUAGAGCUGGUCGCCUGUUCCGUGGUCAGGAUGAAAACUACACUUCGCUUUAACUUUCCGACGGACCCUUCACUCCAGAAUCCCUGAGUGGACCUUAGCAGGGACCCGGAGGAGUGUGAAUUUUUUUUUUCCCCCCCAGUAAUUGGUUGGCUCAAACUGUUUCCUAAACUGAACUAGUAGCCGGUGUGCAAGGGUGGAACAUUUCCUGUCGCUUGCUUAAUUCUCUGUCGUUCAGCUCGGGAACUUGCUGCGCCUCUGAACUAAAAAAAAUUUUGUAGAUGAGUACUCUACAUGUCCGUCUUUUUUUGCUGUCUGCAACCCUCCCAAGAUGGGCCCCCCCGUGACACUUCUGGAUCCCGACCCACCAGUUGAGAAUCUCUGAUCUCUCCUGGAAGUCGGAACGGGCAUCAGACCCUUGCGUGUUUACAAGCUGUGGGAACGUGAUAA